AAUUAAAGGGCGCUCGCUGUCGGGGUUUUUUGUUAAAUGUGCCGGCGGAUUAACGCAGAGUUCAGCGAUAAACUCCACAGGUAGCAGCGCCGGUUGUGCUCUCGGACCGCACAGCCACGAAAUGAGGUUUCCGAUUGCGUGAAAAGUACUAUUAGGACCGAAAAUGAACUUUCCUCAGGCGAUUUUGGGGCCACUUCGAGGGUUUGGAGGCUUUCUGGGGGGAAAAAUGUAGGGAAACCUGAGAGAGAGAAGAGAAAGGAAAAAAACGAAGAGAAAGCGGAGGAAAUAAUUUCACAGAAAGGGGACAGAAGGAUGAGGGGAUAAAAACGGGGAAAUUGGGAAAAUCCUGAGGCAAAAACGCGGGAAAAGGCGCUCUGGAGGUGGGGCCUACCUGCACGGCGUUGCCCUUUUAAGAAGGGGCGGGGCCUCCAGCCCCGCCCCCAGCCGGGCUGGCCCCGCCCCACCGGGCCCGGGCGCGGCCGCAGCCCCGGAGCCGCCGGAACCCCCCGAGAACUCCCGAGAAGCCCUCGGGAAUCUCCGGAACCCCUCGGGAAUCUCCGGAACCCCCGGGCCGAGGGGAUGCGGCACCGCGGGGCCGGCUGAGGCUGUCGCGGGCAUGGCGGGCGCCUCGGUGAAGGUGGCCGUGCGGGUGCGGCCCUUCAGCGCCAGGGAGAGCAGCCGCCAGGCCAAGUGCGUCAUCCAGAUGCGGGGCAACACCACCUGCAUCACCAACCCCAAGCUGCCCAAGGACGGCGCCAAGCACUUCACCUUCGACCACUCCUACUGGUCCCACACCUCGGAGGAGGACCCCAACUUCGCCUCGCAGCGCCGCGUGUACCAGGACAUCGGCGAGGAGAUGCUGCAGCACGCCUUCGAGGGCUACAACGUCUGCAUCCUGGCCUACGGGCAGACCGGCGCCGGCAAGUCCUACACCAUGAUGGGGCGGCAGGAGCCGGGCCAGCGCGGCAUCAUCCCGCAGCUCUGCGAGGAUCUGUUCGCCCGCAUCGCCCGGGAGGGGUCAGCUGAGCUUUCCUUCUCUGUGGAGGUGAGCUACCUGGAGAUCUACUGCGAGCGGGUGCGGGACCUGCUGAACCCCAAGAGCCGGGGGGGGCUGCGGGUGCGGGAGCACCCCCUGCUCGGGCCCUACGUGCAGGACCUGUCGCGCCUGGCCGUCGCCUCCUUCGCCGACAUCGCCGACCUCGUGGACAGCGGCAACAAGGCCAGGACGGUGGCGGCCACCAACAUGAACGAGACGAGCAGCCGCUCGCACGCCGUGUUCACCAUCGUGUUCAGCCAGCGCCGGCAGGACCCGCUCAGCGACCUCAGCUCCGAGAAGGUCAGCCGCAUCAGCCUGGUGGACCUGGCGGGCAGCGAACGCGCCGACGCCUCGGGGGCCAGGGGCGUGCGCCUCAAGGAAGGCGCCAACAUCAACAAGUCCCUGACCACGCUGGGCAAGGUGAUCUCCGCCCUGGCCGAGGCGACCAGCAAGAAGAAGAAGCCGGAUUUCAUCCCGUACCGGGACUCGGUGCUGACGUGGCUGCUGAAGGAGAACCUGGGAGGGAACUCACGCACGGCCAUGAUCGCCGCGCUCAGCCCGGCCGACAGCAGCUACGAGGAGACGCUGAGCACGCUGCGCUACGCCGACCGCACGAAGCAGAUCCGCUGCCACGCGGUGAUCAACGAGGACCCGAACGCGCGGCUGAUCCGCGAGCUGCGCCAGGAGGUGACGCGGCUGCGGGAGCUGCUCAGCGCCCAGGGUGUCCCCGAGACCACCCUGUCCGGCCCCCCCGCCACCUCGCCCCCCACCCUCAACGGGGAGCCGGGGCUGGAGCCCCCUCUGGGCCCCACCGAGGCCAUGGAGCGGCUGCAGGAGACGGAGAAAAUCAUCGCGGAGCUCAACGAGACGUGGGAGGAGAAGCUGAGGCGCACGGAGGCGCUGAGGCUGGAGCGGCACCAAUGCUGCCAUUGGAGCAGGUCAGCACGGCCCCCCCCAGGACGCGUGCUGCUCUCGUUGUCCCCUCCCGAAGUCGUGGUGACGCUGGAGCCGUGCCAGGGGGCUGAGACCUACGUCAACGGGAAGCAGGUGACGGAGCCGGUGGUGCUCAAGUCGGGCCACCGGCUCAUUUUGGGCAAGAACCACGUGUUCCGCUUCACGCACCCGGAGCAGGCGCGGCGGGAGCGCGAGCGGGGGGCGUCCCCCGGGCCCCCCCCGGACUGGAACCUGGCGCAGCGGGAGCUGCUGGAGCAGCAGGGCAUCGACAUGCGCCUGCAGAGGCUCCAGGAGCUGGAGAACCAACCCCAGGUGGAGAAGGAAGGGUCAGAGCAGCCGCAGGGCUCCACGCCGGGCACCCCGCACUCCCCCGACACGUGCCCCCCGCAGCCCCCCGGCGCCGAGGAGCCGCGGUGCUACGAGGCCGGCUGGCGGCUGAUCUCGUCGCUGCGCCAGGCGCUGCCGGCGCCCGCCGUGCGCUCGGUGCUGCGCCGGGCCGGGCUGGCGCUGCCGGGCAAGCGCCGGGAGCCGCUGCGCGUCUACCAGAUCCCGCAGCGCCGCCGCGGCUCCCCUCCGCCAUCACCAUCACCACCAUCAUCAUCAUCCUCGUGGGUGACCACCGUGCGCUCGGUGCUGCGCCGGGCCGGGCUGGCGCUGCCGGGCAAGCGCCGGGAGCCGCUGCGCGUCUACCAGAUCCCGCAGCGCCGCCGCGGCUCCCCUCCGCCAUCACCACCACCGCCACCAUCAUCAUCAUCCUCGUGGGUGACCAUGGCCGACCUGAAGGCGCAGGCCGUGCGGGAGCUGAGCCUGGAGCUGGCGCUGCGGGAGCGGCGGCCGGCGCGGCGCGAGCUGGAGGCGCUGAGCCUGGCGCGGCUGCGGGAGCUGUGCCGCCGGCACGGCAAGCGCCAGCCCGGCGAGCGCGACGGCUGGAGAGCCGUGGCCGGAGACGUGUGGGACGCCGUGGGAGGCGGCGAGGAGGACGAGGCCGGAGGAGGAGGAGGAGGAGGAGGAGGAAGCGCGGCGGAGCGGGCCAGCGAGGUGGAGGGGCUGCGGCUGCACCUGGAGCGGCUGGCGGGGAUCCUGCGCGAGGUGAAGCGGCAGAACAGCGCCAAGGACGAGCAGAUCCGCGCCCUGCGCGACCGCGUGGGGCAGAUGGAGCGCGUCGUCCCGCUGCCGCCGGUGAGCGCGGCCCGGGGUGGCUGGGGGGCACCGGGGGCCGGGGGGCACCGAGGGCACAGAGAGCCCCGGAGAGCCCAGAGAACCCCAGGGAACCCCAGAGAACCCCAGAGAACCCCAGAGAGUUCCAAAGAACCCCAGAGAACAGGGUCUGCCUGCCCCAGAGAGAGCCAGAGAGCCCCAAAGAACCCCAGGGAGCCCCAAAGAGCCCCUGAGAACCCCAAAGAACCCCAAAGAGCCCCAGAGAACCCCAGAGAACCCCAAAGAGCGGGGUCUGCCUGCCCCAGAGAGAGCCAGAGAGAACCAGAGGGCCCAGAGAACCCCAAAGAACCCCAAAGAGCAGGGUCUGCCUGCCCCAGAGAGAGCCAGAGAGAACCAGAGGGCCCAGAGAACCCCAAAGAACCCCAAAGAGCAGGGUCUGCCUGCCCCAGAGAGCCAGAGAGCCCCAGAGAGCCCCGGAGAGCCCAGAGAGCCCAAAGAACCCCAAAGAACCCCAGGGAACCCCGAAGAGCCCAAAGAACCCCAAAAAGCGGGGUCUGCCUUCCCCAGAGAACCCCAGAGAGCCCCAAAGAACAGGGUCUGCAUGGCCCCAGAGAGCCCCACCCUGGGCUCUCCCUGCCCGCAGCCCCCCAGAGAGCCCCACCCUGGGCUCUCCCUGCCCGC
Onychostruthus taczanowskii (white-rumped snowfinch) is the source of this 3829-nucleotide messenger RNA. RefSeq names its product kinesin-like protein KIF1C. The record is from RefSeq and is a predicted model, not a curated record. Gene Ontology annotation, molecular function: ATP binding; microtubule binding; ATP hydrolysis activity. Gene Ontology annotation, biological process: vesicle-mediated transport; cytoskeleton-dependent intracellular transport; microtubule-based movement. Gene Ontology annotation, cellular component: axon; dendrite; kinesin complex. Lineage: Eukaryota; Metazoa; Chordata; Aves; Passeriformes; Passeridae.